CGAGGCGAUACGCGUGUCGUACCUCAUCGACGUGGGACCUCCAUCGUCUCUCAAGCUCUCAUCAUCGCACUCAUCGCCCUCAUCUCGUUCUCUCGCCAUAUCCUUCAUCGCAGCCACUUCCGGACAGCCCAUCGCAACCCCCAGACACUCAUUCACUCCCGGCGGUUGUCCCCGUCCGCCUCCACAUCCACGUCGCUCUUCCCACUUUCCGGCUUCGCGCCAUGGGCCGGAAACCUAGGGCAAGCCGCGGCGCAGCACCAGCGUUGAUGUUGCUGCUGCUCGCGGCGCUCGUGGGCGUGAUGCUGCUUCCACUCGCCCACGCCGCCCCCGAAGCAGCCAUCACUCGCUUCAAGCAGUUUCCGAAGAAGCUCUUCUACUUUGAUGACUCUGAGGUUGUGCUCUUGCACGAGUCUGACACUUCGCUGCAGCGGUCGACAAACGAGGGCAAGACGUGGUCUCAAGUGGAGCAGGUCACGGACGUAUUCAAGCUCAUUGAACACCCGUUCAGCAAGGAGAUUGCGUUCGUCAUCGGCAAGCACAAGAAGCAUUGGGUGACGCACAACCGUGGCGAGACCUGGCUCUCGUUUGAGACGGAGCGCGAGGCGACGCGCUCGUCUCAGCCACUCGCGUUCCACGCCACCCAGCCGGACUGGAUCCUCUUCCAGGGCACGGCGUGCGAGAAAGGCGGAGGCAUCAAAUGGCCUUGGGGUGGCAGCCAAACAUGCUGGGACGAGACGUUCUACACCAAGGACGCAUUCCGCACCGAGACGCGCAAGCUGCUUGCCCUCACGUCAGAGUGCAAGUUUGCACGCUCGAAGAAGGAGAUUGAGGCAGCUGAGAACCUCAUCUUCUGCAUCGCAUUCACGUCCAAGGCCGAGGACGGGCAGCAGCGGUAUGAAGAUGCGCGCCUUUUCCAGUCCUCUGACUGGUUCGAGAGCAAGGAGUAUGUCGACCUCGGUAUCGGCAAGCAGGCGCGCGGCGUCGUCGGCAUGGGCAUUGUGAGCAAGUUCAUGGUGGUGGCUGUCAAGUCGCCAGGCGAGAGCAAGCGAGGCAACUCGGAUCCCAUGCAGCUCUACGUCAGCACCGAUGGCAAGACCUGGAACCAGGCCCAGUUCCCUCACUCGGUCCUCCCCGACCUCGUGGAGAAUGCGUACACGAUCGUCGAGUCUACUACGCACUCUCUUGCCGUCGACGUGCUCCAGAGCAACAAGGGUAUCGGGACACUCUUCGUCUCAUCAUCACACGGCACCCAAUUCGUGCAGUCGCUUUUGGACACAAAUCGAAAUGAACGAGGGAUUGUCGACUACGAGCGUAUCUACGGCCUGGAGGGCGUCGGCAUCGCCAACACCGUCGUCAAUAGGGAGGAGGUCCGCAGCGGCGCGGCCAAAGAACUCUUUAGCUGGAUCUCUUACGACGACGGGUCGUCGUGGACGAACAUCAAGCCGCCCGCAAGCAAGCAGGACGGGUCGCGCUGGGACUGCGAUGUCAGUGACGCCGCCACCUGCUCGCUGCACCUGCACUCGGUGUCGGACCGCAAGAAUCUCGGGACGGUGUUCUCGUCGACCGCGCCUGGCUUCGUCAUGGGCGUUGGCUCCGUGGGCCCCCACCUCCUCCCUUACGAGGAGUGCGACACAUUCCUUUCUACGGACGCCGGUCUCAACUGGAAGAUGGUGCACGAAGGCGCCCACCUCUACGAGUUCGGCGACCAGGGCAGCGUGCUCGUCAUGGCCGACGACGAGCAGGCGACCGACCACGUCGACUACUCGUUCGAUGGUGGGGCGAACUGGAAGCAGCUCGACCUCGGCAUCAAGGUGCGCGCGCUUGUCUUGACUACAAUUCCAGACUCGACAUCGCAGAAGUUCCUCCUCCUAGGUCAGGCCAUGCGGGGUGACGACACGGGUGGGCGCUUCGUGACUAUCUUCCUUGACUUUGCCGGAUCCCAGCCCCGGCAGUGCGAUACCGGCGACUUUGAAAUCUGGUAUGCCCGCAGCACGGCCGACAGUGAGUGCCUCAUGGGCCACAAGCAAUGGUACGCGCGCCGCAAGCUCGACGCCCAGUGCUACGUCGGCCACAAGUUUGAGGACCCCGUCGGUCACGAGGAGAACUGCAAGUGCACGGCUGCCGACUUUGAGUGCGACUUCAACUACGUCCUCCAGAAUGGCAAAUGUGUAGCUGCUGGCCCCGAAACUGUCCCGCCCGGCGUCUGCAAGAACCCCGGCGACAAGUACAUGGGCUCGUCAGGCUAUCGGAAGAUCCCUGGCAACACGUGCGAGGGUGGCGAGGCGCUCGACGAGAAGGUACAGAAGGACUGCAAGGGCACGAGUGCGCCCGAGGACGGCAAAGUGUCGUCCGUCGUGCACAACUUUGAUGCCAAGGUUCUGCGCCACAACUACUUUGCCAACUCGCUCACUAUCCUGCUGCACCUGUCGGACGGCUCGGUAUGGCAGUCGAGCAACGAGGGCUACUCCUGGACGCAGUUGCAGAAGGACACCAAAUUCCUCGCCGUCAUCAUGCACGACUUCGACGACCAGCGCGCAUACCUCCUUACCGAAGGGCGGACGGUCUACUACACCACCGACCGCGGUGGCUCGUGGAACACGUUCACUGUACCCGACGACCCGAACAACCUCGGCAUCCCGAUCUUCGAUUUCCACCCCGAGAAGUCGGACCGCCUCAUCUUCACGGGCUCAGUCGAGUGCGGCUCCGAGAUCUCGAAUACCUGCCACGCCAAGGCAUCGUACUCGGAGGACCACGGUAGACGCUGGUACGAGAUCGAUACCUACAUCAAGAGUUGUCAGUGGGCACGGGACACCCAGCUCAAGGUUGACGACCGCAUGAUCAUCUGCGAGUCUUACAAGGAGAAGAGGGGAUCGCAGCGCCGCCCCGAAAACAACCAGAUCCAGCUCAUUGCCGGUCGCAACUUCUACAGCGUCAAGGACGUGCUCUUUGACUCAGUCGUGGGGUGGACAACCUUUUCUGAGUACCUGCUUGUCGCCGAGCGCAAGGGAGGCACUACUCUUACCCUGCAAGUGUCGCUCGACAGCAAGCAGUGGGCUGAGGCCCAGUUCCCCCCCGGCCUGCGCAUCGAUAACCACGCAUACACGAUUCUCGAGUCUAACACGCACUCGGUGUUCCUGCACAUGACGAUGAACAACGAGCAGGGGAACAAGUGGGGCAGCAUCUACAAGUCCAACUCGAACGGGACAUACUACUCGCUCUCGAUCGAGCACGUCAACCGCGACUCCAAGGGCUACGUCGAUUUUGAGAAGAUGAUUGGCCUCGAUGGCAUUGCCAUGGUGAACAUUGUGGCGAACCCGGAUCACGCGGAUAUCGCAGGCAAGAAGAAACUGCAGUCUCGCAUCACGCACAACGACGGCGGAAGGUGGACGCCCUUGACGCCGCCAGCCAAGGACUCGCUCGGCCAGGCGUACAAGUGUGACACCACAGCGUGCGCGCUCCACGUGCACGGCUACACGGCGAGGCGCGACCCGAAAGCGACUUACUCGUCGCCAUCAGCGGUAGGAUUCAUGCUAGCUGUCGGCAACGUCGGCGAGGAACUGGCCGCGUACGACGACAGUGACAUCUUCCUCACCCGCGACGGCGGCUCCACGUGGCAGGAGGUCCACAAGGACGCACACAUGUGGGAGUAUGGCGACAGUGGCUCGAUCCUUGUGCUCGUCAACGACGAGGGGCCGACGGACCACAUCCUCUUCUCCAUUGACCAAGGCCUGAGCUGGAACACGUACACUUUCGGCGAGCGGCUGCGCGUCCAGACUAUCCAGACGGUGCCGCAGGACACGAGCCGGCGUUUCUUCCUCAUCGGCCAGCGGCCGAGCGACAGGGACCGCUCUGUCCUCGUCCACCUCGACUUCCAGAGUGUGCUCACGCGCAAGUGUGAGUAUGACGCCCAGAACCCCAACAACGACGACUACGAGCUCUGGUCGCCUGCCGAGCACCGCGAGGAGGAGUGUCUGUUCGGGCGAAGGACGUUCUACCACCGCCGGAUCCGGGACAGGGCAUGUUACGUCGGAGAGAAGAUUGAGCAGCUCCACAAGGUCGAGAAGGGGUGCGAGUGCACAGCCGCCGACUUUGAGUGCGAGUUCAACUACUAUCGCAACCUGGACGGCAAGUGCGUCCUGGUAGAUGGAGCAAACCCGCUCGGGGUGAGCACCGAGGAUGAACAGUGCGUAGACUUCGAGACGACAUGGUACGAGCGCACGGCGUACCGCAAGAUUCCCUACUCGUCCUGUGUGGGAGGCGAGCGCCUGGACCGGGGGCCGUCGCACGCGUGCCCGGGCCUGAUCGGUGCGCGCCUGGGCGGCCUCUUCUGGGCGUCGAUCGUGCUCCUGCCCUUCGCGUGUGCAGGUCUCGGCGGGUAUUGGUGGUACGCCAAGGCGGGGCGGCCCGGCGCGAUCCGGCUCGGCGAGCACCGCGCUUUCGGCGCUCAGUCUUCGGGCCUCAACACCGCGGUCCAGGUUCUGGCAUCCGUGCCGUACUUCCUCCUCGGGCUCAUCAGCGCCGGAUGGAGCGCGCUCGAGCGGCGCGUGCCAGCCCUCGAGCGGUUCACAGGCCGGCGGCGGACGCCAUACCGUGCCAUUCCGAUCGACGACGACGCCGAGCUGUUGGGCGAGUACGAGGACGACUAGGUUGGCGAAGUGGCUCGGUCGAGAAGAUAGAACAUAGCAUGCAUUAGAUCACUUGCCCCUG
Molecule: messenger RNA, 4707 nt
Organism: Cutaneotrichosporon oleaginosum
Lineage: Eukaryota; Fungi; Basidiomycota; Tremellomycetes; Trichosporonales; Trichosporonaceae
Biological process (GO): Golgi to vacuole transport; Golgi to endosome transport; protein targeting to vacuole
Cellular component (GO): membrane; Golgi apparatus
Molecular function (GO): protein binding
Source: RefSeq, a predicted model, not a curated record